CCACGCGACUCCAGAAAGUGUGUGAUAUGCAAAUGAGGCACCGCAAAACGGACAAUGAACCAGAACACGACUGCCAAGUCACACUUUUCGUCGCAAAUGCCCAGAAAGUCUGCGAGAACUGCCUACAUGCACGGUACGGGAGACCCCGUCCGGGCGGCAGACGGGAGGGGCAAGUCAGAUUCCACCCGGCUGUGGGCACGGAGUCCCCCACCCCCGAGCCCUCUCUCUCCACGGGCCGGGCCUGCGCGCUCCGGGCCACCGAGACCCGCUGCCGCCCGCCCCACUCGCUGCGGCCGAGCGGACCCAGGGCUUCCAGAAUUGACUGAUUUAACCAACUUUGCCCAUGAAUGGACCCAAACCCAUCCCAGUUCUGCAGGCCAAGAACAUACAGCAGGCAUUCAUAGCAACGCAACUCCCACCAGGAGGCCUCUGUACUCUAGGUGGGCAAUGCUAGGCUGGCCUGGCUCAGGGGAAGCCAGAGGACAUGAAAAGAAGUGGACAGAUGCAGCAGGAAAAGACAAUUCCAAGUUGAAGGGAAGGAAGCUACCCAGGAGCCCGCGAGGAUUUAUCUGUGCAACAGGGAAUGGCCCCGCCGUCGGGGGAGCCCAGAUUCUGCUCGGGGAAGCAGGGAAGCGACUCUGCGACAAGGGUGAUGAGUUUCCCGGAGACAAAUGCGGUGGGAGCUGAACCCUGAAAUCAAGGAGAGCAGAGACUCCCACUGCUUUCUUAACUGCUGCAUCCCCAGAACCUAGAAAGAUGCCUGGACCACAGUAGAUAGUCUAAAUAUUUGUCAGAGGAACAGAUGCAUGGACCCAGGUGCAGGACAUCCCCGAGACAGCGAACCGCUGGAGGGAGAUUUCUGGAAUGUAGGGUGUGCGUC
This is a messenger RNA of Lutra lutra (Eurasian river otter), 880 nucleotides long. RefSeq lists its product as uncharacterized. The transcript is spliced from 2 exons. The coding region runs from base 55 to 687 and encodes 210 amino acids. The record is from RefSeq and is a predicted model, not a curated record. Lineage: Eukaryota; Metazoa; Chordata; Mammalia; Carnivora; Mustelidae.